Molecule: messenger RNA, 3012 nt
Organism: Saprolegnia parasitica CBS 223.65
Lineage: Eukaryota; Oomycota; Saprolegniomycetes; Saprolegniales; Saprolegniaceae
Exons: 3
Coding region: 1-3012 (1003 amino acids)
Cellular component (GO): cytoplasm
Molecular function (GO): aminopeptidase activity; metallopeptidase activity; zinc ion binding
Source: RefSeq, a predicted model, not a curated record
AUGGGCCCACUCCGCAAUUUGCCAUCGUUCUCGAAAGCCGCAGACCAAGCCGCUCCACUUCGACAUGGCUUUGACGUGACCGAGAAGGAAGUCCGCGUCGUGCUCCAGACGACGCUCAAGUACACGGGUGCCGAGCCCAAGACGGUGCUCAAGCUCAACUCGAAGGCGCUCGAGAUCACGCGCGUCGAGCGUCUCCACGCGUUUACGCCGCUGGGCGAGACCCGCGACUUUGUCUCGCACGUUGCGAGCUUUGGCUCGGCCGCGCCGCUCAACUACACGGUCGACACGGUCGACCACUUCUUGGUCAUCGACCUCGACACGCCUGUCAUGACGGGCGACGAGUUUGUCAUUCUCACCGAGUCGAUUGCGCGCCCGACCGAAAACAUCUUGGAAGGCUUGUACUACGACUUUACGCCGGAAGGCUGCCCGCGCACCAUCAUUACGCAGUGCCAGCAGUACGGCUUCCAGCGCAUCGUGCCGUGCAUUGACACGAUGGACGCCAAGGCGUACUACACGACGACGAUUGUCGCGGACAAGAACUACACCAACAUCAUCACCAACGGCGACCUCGCGCCCGGCUUCUCGACGCCGGACGGCAAGCCCGUGUACCACGAGGCGGUUGAGGUCUUGGGCCGCGAAGACGCGUCGCGCCACGCGCUCAAGUACCACAACCACACGGUCAACAUGGCGCCGUACCUCUUUUUCUUGGGCGUCGGCACGUACGUGACGUACCGCCGCACGCUCGAGUUCCCGGAUGGCGACACGACGCUUCUCGAGCUGCUUGCGUUCCCCAAGUCGGUCGAGCCCGAGGACGCCAAGCUCUCGGUCCAGAUGCUCCACGACUCGAUCCUCUGGGUCAUGAUGAGCUUGGGCCCCGAGGCGACGGACCACUGCGAAGAGCGCAAGGCCAUCUACGCGCUUCUGAACGAGCGUGAAGCGCUCAAGGCCAAGGCCGCGCCCUUGUGCAUUGGCACGGAGGAAGAGGCGCCGGCGCCGGUCGCGCUCUCGCCGGAGGACGCUGCGCGCUUGGCCGACGUCCGCGCGGAGCUCAAGCGCCUCCUCUCGGUGUGGACCAAGACGGGCUACAAGUACACGGGCCAGAUCUACCGCGAGAUCGGCAUGGAGAACUCCAACUACGGCGGUAUGGAGAACGUCGGCAACACCACGAUCGUGAGCUCGUGCUUGUGCCCGACGUGCCGCAUGGGCGACAUGUCGUACGAGUACAUGGAGCGCGUCAAGGUCCACGAGUACUACCACAACAUCAACGGCAGCGAGGUCACGGGCCAGUCGCCGUUCGAGAUCUGGCUCAACGAGGCCGUGACCGUGCACAUGGAGCGCAAGCGCCAUGCCGCGAUCUUUGGCCACGAGUACCACCGCCUCGGCGACGUCGCGCGCAUGUUUACGCCGGCGACCGGUCCGAUCGCGCUCGAUAAGGCCGCGACGUGCCUCAGUGUCGAGCCCGAAGGCUUCAACCAGACGCAGGAGCUUGUCUCGGCCGUCACGUACCAGAAGGCGCCCGAGAUCGUGCGCAUGGUGGAGCUCAUUCUUGGCUACAAGCAGUUCAACGUCGCGCUCGACAAGUACUACACCAAGUACCUCUACGGCAAUGCGACGACGGCCGACUGGUUUGGCUGCAUGGAAGAGGUCUCGGGCCUUGACUUGCACAACUUUUCGCGUCUCUGGCUCAAGCGCCCGGACCACCCGGAGGUCGCGUACUCGACGUUCUACGACGCGGACGCCCAGACGUACACGGUCAAGAUGACGCAGACGGGCUUUGAGCGCUUCGACGGCACGGACGUGGCCGGCCCGUGGGAGAUCCCGAUCGACUAUGCGCUCAUCACGGACGGCCAGGCCGUGCGCGAAGGCGUCUACUUGCUCAAGGAGGCGUCCGGCGAAAUCGUCUUGACGGACGUCGCGACCAAGCCCGACUACCUCUCGUUCGCGCGCGAGUGGUCGUUCUUUGGCACGAUCAAGCCGCUGAAUGUCUCGAGCGACUCGCUCAUCCAGCAGGCCAACACGGACCCGGACGCCGUCAACAAGUACUUUGCGUACCGCGCGGUCGCGGAUGCCGAGAAGGCGCGCGUGAUCGAGGCGCUUGUGCGCGGCGAGUCGGACGUGGUCAUUUCGCCCGCGUUCGCCGAGCUCCAUGCGUCGAUCCUCUUUGCGGAGGACCUCAACCCGGCCGUGCGCGCGCUCAUUUUGAACGAGAAGAACGCGAUCACGUCGCGCGCCGAUCUGAGCCACCACUACGAUCACAUUGCGACGGCGACGACCGCCCUCCUGCAGUCGAUCUGGUCCACGCACGCGUCAGCCAUCGUCGCCAAGCUCCACGAGCUCAUUAACGCGUCCGUGCCGGGCCCGCACAAGGACCAGCUCCUCCAGCGUGCGUUGAAGCGCCACUUGCUCACGCUCGUCGUCGCGGGCGCCAAGCCCCUCGUGCUUCCGACGCUCUUGCCGUCCGAGGUUGUCGUCGACACGCCCGCGCUCGCGCUCGAGAUGCUCAACAAGGCGACGUUCGUCACCGAUAAGGAAGCGGCGUUCCACAAGCUUAUGGAGAUGGAGUCGUACGAGGGCCGCGCCGCCGUUCAGGCGCGCAUUGCGGCCGAGUGGUCGGCGACGCCCGAGAUGCUCGAGAGCUACAUUGCGUCGAUCUCGUCGCUGAGCGUCUCGGACUUUGCGACGCAGGUCCGCGCGCUCAUGGCGCAGCCGUACUUCAACAUCAACCAGACGCACCACUCGCGCACGCUGGCGCGUGGCUUGACGCAGAUCCGCGAGCGCACGGUCUUGACGCAGGAGGGCCGCGACCUCAUGAUCGAAGUCUUCACGCGCAUCGGCAAGGUCAACCAGACGUCGGCGUACCCGAUCCUCAAGUGCUUUGACCAAAUCGACUCGUUCUCGGGCGAGACGCACGCGACGCUCGUCGCGACGCUCCAGGCGAUGCAGGACUCGAUCGACAAGGUCCACGAAGAAUCGCUCUUCAACCAGCUCAACAUUAUGCUCAAGAAGGCCUAA